AUGACUUAUUCUGAGGAGGGUGCAGACACUAUUACUGCACAGGAGAGUGGAGUCGCUAAUACUGCACAGGAGGGUGGAGACACUGAUACUACACAGAUACAUGAUGGUGCAUCUCAGGACCACGAAGCAGAAAAGAUGAUAGGAGGUUCGGCUUGUUGCCAGGACUGUCUUGUGAAGAAGGGGCCAUGGAGUACAGAAGAGGACCAUAAACUCGCUCAAUAUAUAAAUAAGUAUGGCCUUGGUAAUUGGUCUAAUCUUCCAAAGCUCGCAGGCUUAUUGAGGGGUGGAAAGAGUUGUAGGCUGCGCUGGACAAACUAUUUGCGACCUGGCAUAAGGCGAGGACCGUUUUCUACUCAUGAAGAUGAAAUAAUACUCCACUACCAUGACAAGCUUGGAAACAAGUGGACAGAAAUAGCGAAGCAGUUACCAGGGCGGACAGACAAUGACAUAAAGAACCGUUGGUAUAACCGUUUGAAGAAAGGACUAAGAAGCAAAAUGGCGUACAAAUGUUUAUCAUCUCCAUUUACAUCUUCCUACCUUGCCCGUCUAGAGGUUGAAGCCAGAAUAGGCAGAAACUUUUUAAACCUUGCUACUAAUGGAAAUGUUCACCUGGACAAUAAUUUACUAAAGUUUGUAUUUCAAUCCAAUGAGAUGGUAGCAAGUUCUGUGGCAUCAAAUUGUGUGGAUCAAGCACAACGAAAAUUACUACCAUAUAAUUGUCAAAGAUUAGACAAACAUUUUUUGGGAGGAGAUCAAUUCAUCCCUUCUCCAAUAAAAUUCAACGCUGAAAUGCUUAAUGAGGGUGGUAACAAUAACUUUCUGCAAACAGAAAAUAACUGUGGGGAUUCCAUUUCGGCUAUGGUAUCAAGUACAUAUAAUGGAGCUGAUGAAAUAGAAGAGCGUUUUUCUUCUUUCCCUCUGCUGAACAUGAACAUCUAUGGAGCACCAAUUCCACAAGAGUCUCACCUUGAUUUUGCACAAUUUCCAGAGAUUUCCCAGGAAAUAGUAGAAUCCCCAACAAUCACAGAUUUGAUGAAUAUAGUGGAUGACAAAGAGUAUUGGAUUUAA
Messenger RNA from Cryptomeria japonica (Japanese cedar), 1068 nucleotides. RefSeq names its product transcription factor MYB63-like. Lineage: Eukaryota; Viridiplantae; Streptophyta; Pinopsida; Cupressales; Cupressaceae. Bases 1 to 1068 code for a protein of 355 amino acids. The record is from RefSeq and is a predicted model, not a curated record. The transcript has 5 exons.